GACUGCUGGCCGUGGAUCCAUUUCACAGGCCUGCCUUCUCUCACUAACGCUCUUCCUCGUCCCCGGGCCAACUCGGACAGUUUGCUCAUUUAUUGCAACGGUCAAGGCUGGCUUGUGCCAGAGCGGCGCGCGCGCGCGCACGCACACACAAGGGGGGAAACUUUUUUAAAAAUGAAAGGCUAGACGAGCUCAGCGGCGGCGCGGGCGCUGCGCGAGGGCUCCGGAGCUGACUCGCCGCGGCAGGAAAUCCCUCCGGUCGCGACGCCCGGCCCCGGCUCGGCGCCCGCGUGGGAUGGUGCAGCGCUCGCCGCCGGGCCCGAGAGCUGCUGCACGGAAGGCCGGCGACGAUGGCAGCGCGCCCGCCGCCCGUGCCCCCCGCCCACGCCCUCCUGCUCGCCCUGGCCGGGGCUCUGCUCGCGCCCCACGAGGCCCGAGGGGUGAGCUUAUGGGACCAAGGAGGAGCUGUUGAAGUUGUCAGUGUCUCUGUUCGCAGUGGAGACCUCUGGAUCCCCGUGAAGAGCUUCGACUCCAGGAAUCAUCCAGAAGUGCUGAAUAUUCGAAUACAACUGGAAAGCAAAGAACUGAUCAUAAAUCUGGAAAGAAAUGAAGGUCUCAUUGCCAGCAGUUUCACGGAAACCCACUAUGUGCAAGAUGGUACUGAUGUCUCCCUCGCUCGAAAUUACACGGGUCACUGUUACUACCAUGGACAUGUACGGGGAUAUUCUGAUUCAGCCGUCAGUCUCAGCACCUGUUCUGGUCUCAGGGGACUUAUUAUGUUUGAAAAUGAAACCUAUGUCUUAGAACCAAUGAAAAAUGCAACCAACAGAUACAAACUCUUCCCAGCGAAGAACCUGAAAAGCAUCUGGGGAUCAUGUGGAUCACAUCACAACACAUCAAGCCUCACUGCAGAUCAUGUGUUCCCACCGCCCUCUCAGACAUGGGCAAGAAGGCAUAAAAGAGAGACCCUCAAGGCGACCAAGUAUGUGGAGCUGGUGAUCGUGGCGGAUAACCGAGAGUUUCAGAGGCAAGGAAAAGAUCUGGAAAAAGUUAAGCAGCGAUUAAUAGAGAUUGCUAAUCACGUUGACAAGUUUUACAGACCACUGAACAUUCGGGUCGUGUUGGUAGGCGUGGAAGUGUGGAAUGACAUCGACAAAUGCUCUAUAAGUCAGGACCCGUUCACCAGCCUCCAUGAAUUUCUGGACUGGAGGAAAAUGAAGCUUCUACCUCGCAAAUCCCAUGACAACGCGCAGCUUGUCAGUGGGGUUUAUUUCCAAGGGACCAUCAUCGGCAUGGCCCCAAUCAUGAGCAUGUGCACGGCGGAACAGUCUGGGGGAAUUGUCAUGGACCAUUCAGACAGCCCCCUUGGUGCAGCCGUGACCCUCGCACAUGAGCUGGGCCACAAUUUCGGGAUGAAUCAUGAUACACUGGAGAGGGGCUGUAGCUGUCAAAUGGCGGCUGAGAAAGGAGGCUGCAUCAUGAACCCUUCCACCGGGUACCCAUUUCCCAUGGUGUUCAGCAGUUGCAGCAGGAAGGACCUGGAGACCAGCCUGGAGAAAGGAAUGGGGAUGUGCCUCUUUAACCUGCCGGAAGUCAGGGAGUCUUUCGGGGGCCAGAAGUGUGGGAACGGAUUUGUGGAAGAUGGAGAGCAGUGUGACUGCGGGGAGCCGGAGGAAUGUAUGAAUCGCUGCUGCAAUGCCACCACCUGUACCCUGAAGCCAGACGCUGUGUGCGCACACGGGCUGUGCUGUGAAGACUGCCAGCUGAAGCCUGCAGGAACGGCAUGCAGGGACUCCAGCAACUCCUGUGACCUCCCGGAGUUCUGCACGGGGGCCAGCCCUCACUGCCCAGCCAAUGUGUACCUGCACGACGGGCACCCAUGUCAGGGUGUGGACGGCUACUGCUACAAUGGCAUCUGCCAGACUCAUGAGCAGCAGUGUGUCACGCUCUGGGGACCAGGUGCUAAACCUGCCCCUGGGAUCUGCUUUGAGAGAGUCAAUUCUGCAGGUGAUCCUUAUGGCAACUGUGGCAAAGUCUCGAAGAGUUCCUUUGCCAAAUGCGAGAUGAGAGAUGCUAAAUGUGGAAAAAUCCAGUGUCAAGGAGGUGCCAGCCGGCCAGUCAUUGGUACCAAUGCUGUUUCCAUAGAAACGAACAUCCCCCUGCAGGAGGGAGGCCGGAUUCUGUGCCGGGGGACCCACGUGUACUUGGGCGAUGACAUGCCGGACCCUGGGCUUGUGCUUGCAGGCACAAAGUGUGCAGAUGGAAAAAUCUGCCUGAAUCGUCGAUGUCAAAACAUCAGUGUCUUUGGGGUUCAUGAGUGUACAGUGCAGUGCCAUGGCAGAGGGGUGUGCAACAACAGGAAGAACUGCCACUGCGAGGCCCACUGGGCACCUCCCUUCUGUGACAAGUUUGGCUUUGGAGGAAGCACAGACAGCGGCCCCAUCCGGCAAGCAGAUAACCAAGGUUUAACCAUAGGAAUUCUGGUGACCAUCCUGUGUCUUCUUGCUGCUGGAUUUGUGGUUUAUCUCAAAAGGAAGACCUUGAUACGACUGUUGUUUACAAAUAAGAAGACCACCAUUGAAAAACUAAGGUGUGUGCGCCCUUCCCGGCCACCCCGUGGCUCCCAACCCUGUCAGGCUCACCUCGGCCACCUCGGAAAAGGCCUGAUGAGGAAGCCUCCAGAUUCCUACCCACCGAAGGACAAUCCCAGGAGAUUGCCACAGUGUCCGAAUGUUGACAUCAGCAGACCCCUCAACGGCCUGAAUGUCCCUCAGCCCCAGUCAACUCAGCGAGUGCUUCCUCCCCUCCACCGGGCUCCGCGUGCACCCAGCGUCCCUGCCAGACCCCUGCCAGUCAACCCUGCACUUAGGCAGGCCCAGGACCAACCACGGCUAAUCCAAGCCAGGACAGGGGUGCAGUUGCCUAGGCCAUGCUUCCUGCUCUCCCUACAACUGGGAAUACCAUAAAAUAGACAUGACAAUUACCGGGAAGGAAGCAGUCCACAAGCUUAUAAUCACAGACAUCACCACACAGUGCCUAUCAACAGCCACAGUGGACCUAAGAGGGCAAAUCAAGAUGCCAUAAAACUACAGUACCUGAGAAAGCCAAGCCUGGAAGACACAAAGAAAAAGAAGAGCUACCAAGUAGCAUGACAGUAUGAAGACCGGACACCUGUGUUAGUCUCGCAUUGCUAUAAAGAAAUACCUAAGACUGGGUAAUUCAUAAAAGAGUUUCCAUUGGCUUACAGUUCCAUAGGUUGUACAGGAAGCAUAGCAGCACAUGCUUCUGGGAAGGCCUCAGGAAACUUACAAUCAUGGCAGAAGCGGAAGCAAGCACUUCACGUGGCUGGAGCAGGAGAAAGAGAAAAGGGGGAGGUGCUAAACCAUUCAGGAAGGAUCUGCCUCCCUGAUCUAGUCACCUCCCACCAUGCCCCACCUUCAACUUUGGGGAUUACAAUUUGACAUGAGACUGGGACAGGAACACAGAUUCAAACCAUCUCAACGCCCACCUCCACAACUCUCAGCAGAUUCUGCCCAGUCCCUGAGGCCCUGAGACAUUAGAUGGGUUGGAGGCACACAGCUGGAGCAAGGGACAUAUGGGGAGUAAGGCAAAGCAGCUGCCCAGCAGCAGGACGCUGGGAAAACAGGGACAACGGGCAAAAGGAAUCACCUUUUACAACUUCUCCUUAGUCCACUAGAAAGGCAGAGACCUCAAUCCCAACCUCUGCUGGGAAGCUAACCCCAUGGUGUGGGGGAGCCAGCUCACCCUGGUUGCUGAGAGCUAACAAAUUUCCAGGAAUUUAAACCUAGCCAAUAGUAAGGAUUCAGUUAUACAAAUUUAUACGUUAUAUUAGAAACAAAGGUAAUAAGUGCUCAAAACUCCAUGUUUUAAUCUCCAUUUUGCUGUAAUUAUCCGUGCUCUUGAGAUUGCACUUGACCAUCAUUUCUGUAUGGCAGAAAACCUAGGUCAUGGUAGCUGCCUGCAUCUCUUCCAUGUUUAGUGACAUCAGGCAGUAGCUUGAAAUCAGCCACAGGGGGAGUAUUUACACCAUAGAAAUUGGCAAACACUGCAAAUCAGGCUUUCCUGCCCCCAACCCCAUGGACUGUUAAACAUUUACCAACACGCAGCUGAGUUAAACCCAAGCCAAAGUACUCUUCUGACACACAUGCCCUCUUGGCAGGAAGCCUGCUUUAUGAGCUCAAAAGAACCAAAGGUACUGUGUUGGCCAGGCCCUGGGUUCAGGAUCUCUGAAGGAGAAGACACACUGGAGUGAUUUCAUUACAGCUCUUGGGAAGAAUGUUUGGCCUGUGAAAGAAAGAGCUGCCUAAUAAAUCUCAGAGAUAAAGGCGGUCAAAGGGUCAGGACAAUUGCUUAAUUCCCGACUGCAUAGAGAAAAAUUGCAUAGCAUCUUAAUUAUUUCAUUGUGGUUUGCAUGUUGAUCUUGAAGUUAUUGUUCUUGUUCUAUUUGAGGAAGAAACACUACAUGAACACAAUGAGGGGAAGCCUUUUUUCGGAAAUGCCCUCAAGCCGUGGCUGAUCUUACCUCUGUCAGUUGCUGAUUUUGGUCCUGUCCUGCACAUUUCAUUUUUGAGGGAUACUGGGUGCCCACCUUUGCUCCCUGUGCUCUGGAGCUGUGCUGCGGGAUACAGGAACUGCUAGGCAUGUUGUGCCUGGUAAAAAUCUUACUGUAUUUUGAAGACUUAGUACCCUAAAAUGUCAACUAUCAUUUUUUUUUCUAUUGAUGACCUGUUGAAAUAAUCCUCUAGGUGUCCUGAGUUAAAUGUAUUACUAGAGUUAAUUUCACCUCUCUCUUUACUUUUUUCAUGUAGCUACUAGAAAAAUUUCUUGCGUAGCUCACAUUUUUUCUGUGGGACAGUGCUGUUCUAGAGCCGACUUGUGGGUGGGAAGUGCAGCUUUGGAGAGCUGCCGUUAUGAGGGGCAGUGCUACGUGACACAGAAAACCCUUCAGCCUGUCAGAAUACAUCUCCAGCCCCAGACCUCUCUAUCCUCAGAAUCACUUCUCAAGGGCUCUGAUCUUUCUUUUCCUCCUCUCUUCAUUCAGACCUGCUCCACAAUAUCCACACCAAGUGCCCAGAUCUACCCACACCGCCUACAUUAAGUGAGAAGCCGAUACCUUUUUUCAACAGUGAAGACAGAAGUUUGCACUAUCUUUCAGCUCCAGUUGGAGUUUUUUUUGUACCAACUUUUAGGAUUUUUUUAAUGUUUAAAACAUCAUUACUAUAAGAACUUUGAGCUACUGCCGUCAGUGCUGUGCUGUGCUAUGGUGCUCUGUCUACUUGCUCAGGUACUUGUAAAUUAUUAAUUUAUGCAGAAUGUUGAUUACAGUGCAGUGCGCUGUGGUAGGCAUUUUUACCAUCACUGAGUUUUCCAUGGCGGAAGGCUUGUUGUGCUUUUAGUAUUUUAGUGAACUUGAAAUAUCCUGCUUGAUGGGAUUCUGGACAGGAUGUGUUUGCUUUCUGAUCAAGGCCUUAUUGGAAAGCAGUCCCUCACCUACCCCCAGCUGUGCUUAUGGUACCAGAUGCAGCUCAAGAGACCCCACCCAAGUGGAACCUCAGUUGAUUUUCUAGAUUCCCUAUCUCAGGCCAGAGCCAAGGGGCUUCAGGUCCAGGCUGUGUUUGGCUUUCAGGGAGGCCCUGUGCCCCUUGACAACUGGCAGGCAAGCUCCCAGGGACAGCUCUGGGAUAGCAGGUAGAAAUCUGGCUUCUGGCCAGGAAGUUUUGGAGAGAACCUGGGUUGCAGACAGGAAUUUUAAGGUGUAGCCACACCAGGAUAGAGACUGGAACACUAGACAGGCUGGAACUUGACCCUGAGUUGACCAGCCAUGAGCAUGUCUGGCUCAAGGCUGUGCUUGAUAGAAAUGCCAAGCACUUCUUUUUCUGGCUGUCCUUUCUAGAGCACUGCCACCAGUAGGUUAUUUAGACUGGGAAAGGUGGUGUUUCUACAAGAAACCUACUGCCCAGGCACUGCAAACCACCACCUCCCUGUACUGCUUGGAGCCGAGCAAAUCACCACAAACUGUAACACAACGAUCAUAUAUUCAGACAGAUGAGGCUUUCCAUGGGACCACAACUAUUUUCAGAUGUGAACCAUUAACCAGAUUUAGUCAAUCAAGUCUGUCAAUAAAAAAAUCUCCUUUUACUGCAAAGUUCAACUUAUUGAAAAUUAGGCAGACUCUUUAUGCUUGCAAAAACUGCAACCAAAUGGAAUAUGAUAUUCAUGGGUAUAGCUCACGUCUGCUAUCAUUAUUCGUAGAUAUUGGACAAAGAGCCUUCUCUAUGGGGCAUCCUCUUUUUCCAACUUGGCUGCAGGAAUCUUUAAAAGAUGCUUUUAACAGAGUCUGAACCUAUUUCUUAAACACUUGUAACCUACCUGUUGAGCAUCACAGAACAUGAUAAAGAAAUCAACCUGCUUAUCAACUUCCUAAAUAUGUGUGAGAUGCUGGCUUGGGCAGCAUCCCCUUGAACUUUUCACUCUUCAAAUGCCUGACUAGGGAGCCAUGUUUCACAAGGUCUUUAAGAUGACUAAUGGCAUGAGAAAUACAAAAAUACUCAGAUAAAGUAAAAUGUCAUGAUGCCUCUCACUUUUGGAGUGAGAAGUGUCUUCUGGAGGGGUCAUGUAUGACUGGUUUUCACAUUAGGAGACAAUUGACAACAGUUACAUAAUUCACUCUGAGUGUAUUAUGAGAAGGGCUUCUUUUGGGGGUCAACAGUUUUCCUAUGCCUUGAAACAGAAAGAAAAAUAUGUACCAAGAAUCUUGGUUUGCCUUCCAGAAAACAAAACUGCAUCUCACUUUCCCGGUGUUCCCCACUGUUAUCUAGGCAACAUAGUAUUCAUGACUAUGGAUAAACUAAGUAAACAUGUGACACACACACACACACACACAAAAGGGAACCCAGCUCUAAUACAUUCCAACUCUUAUAGCAUGCAUCUGUUUAUUCUAUAGUUAAGUUCUUAAAAAUGUAAAGCCAUGCUGGAAAAUAAUACUGCUGAGAUACAUACAGAAUUACUGUAACUGAUACUACACUUGGUAAUUGUACUAAGGCCAAACAUAUAUAUAUAUAUAUACUAUUAAAAAGGUUUACAGAAUUUUAUGGUGCAUUAUGGGGGCAUUGUCUUUUUAGAUGCCCAAAUCCUUAGAUCUGGCAUGUUAGCCCUUCCUCCUAUUAUAAGAGGAUAUGAAUUGAGUUUUAUCUUUUGUUUUUUGUUCUUAGCUGUAAUUCCUAUGCUUCUAUUUCAGAGAGCCAGGAAGAGUUUGAUAUUAAAGGAGGUUAAAACUGUGAUCUUAUGCCAUGUCAUCAAUGGCCACUUAGAGGCCGUGGCUGAUGAUACAUUCUUAUCGCUACAGUACUAAUUUGUUUUUAUAGAGCCAUGCAUUUUAUUUCUGAAUAAGAACAUAUUUAAACUAAUAUUCCCUUACAAUACAGACAGUAUUAAUCCUUCCAAGAUGCAAUAUUUAUCAAGUGAAGCAUAUUUAACAGCAAAUUCCAUUAUAACGUAACUUAGGAGACAAACCAAUAACCAGGGUGUUUUGUGGUGGGGGGAGGCAGGGGGGUGGAGUACUUUUUUAUGUCCUCAAAACAACAACAAAAAAAUUAAUACUUACAUAUUUCAAUGGCAAUCUAGUAUUUUUUUAAAGAUUGUAUAGGCAUGAAUAACAGAGGUGGUUUGAGUUUUAUAAGGCCAUCACCUGGAAAGUCAAUGCGACUAGACACAAAGUAGCCCAGAGGCCACUUUUCUUCCUACAUCUUCUUAUACUUGUAGGUUCUAUGACCUCACUUCAUAGGUUCCAGGCAAUUCCACUGAAAGGUUUGUCUCCUGAAAUUUUUUAAGUUUGUUUGCCUGACACAUGUAAUCAGAUGUGUAGCAACCGGGGGAAACAAAGCCUAACAUUCUCCAUUGUGGAAAUACACACAGGAGGUUACACUUCCCAGGGUGGAUUUUUCCAGCUUACACAUGUGGGAUGACAUCACAGAAACCACAAAAGCAGCAAAUUAAACUGUAGGAGAGUAAAUACUCCUGACGAGUCUCGGGGGGGACAUUUUUAUGCCUUCUUAACUUUAUGAGAAUUCUCAGGCUGAACUGUAGGCCAUUGUUCCCUGGCAAAUCAAUACAUCAAUGCAUCCUCAAAAAAAAAAAAAAAAAAAAAAAAACCCUUGCUAACACUGUGUCAGAAUGUUCUUAGGAGCCUAUGGUCUCCACGGUGCUAAAAAGAGGCUGGUGCUGGGCCGACUGGCAGGGCUGAGCGUCCUCCUGCCCCUUUGCCACUGAUGUUUACUAAGCACUCUGAGCCAAUGAGACCCCCAGCAGCAGAAAGGGUACAAGGCAGUGACAGGGCAGCAGGGCUAGAUCUUUCUCAUGCACCCUGACCUCUUGCAGACUUUCCUCGUGAGGUGUACUCAUUUCAAAACUGCUAUAUGCAGGGCUCCCCUACGUUAUCACUCAGGCUGAGAGAUCCUUCCUCACUGCCCACAGCACACUCAGGCUGGAGAUCCUUCCUCACUGCACUCAAGACGGCCCCAGCCAGACACCAGUUACCCAGCUGAAAGUCACAAACCCUCCCAGAAGUCUACCAACACUAGUGCUGACCAGAGGUGGGGCUCUCAGGCUAGGAGUUUCACACACUAUGACAGGCUGCUGGGGGACACUGCAGGACCCCUUUUCUCCUCCUCCUCCCAUGCUAAAGCCAGCCCUAGGCAGUUGCAGUUACUCCCUGUGACUCAGCAGCAGGCUGAUUCAACACAGCUGCCCACAGGAAGCCAGUGGCCAAUACAUCUGUUUACCUUUCCCUAUCACCCAGACACAAGCCCCUUUCCCAGGUCAAACCCCAGGCCAAUGCAUCUCCAGUUUCUGACAGCCAAAUUGCUAUUUCCGUUGCUACUUUAGAUCAGCCAAAGUGGUGACUGCUGCAGUGUGUGGCUGUCCCUACAAGGCCCACCCAAGGGAUGCCCAAAGCCCAACCUUCUCCAGGGCCACAGCCCAGAGCAACCCCACCAGCCUGAGUCCAGCAGAGGACCUCCCACCCAAUGUCUUGUUCUAAUUAGAAGGGGAAGUUAGCCAUAGAAAAUCAACUUAUAAUUACAAAAUUCUCUUAACUCACCUUAAAGUUCCUAUUGACAUCUAUUGCUUUUAAACCUAUUUGAAAACUCUGAUACUAAAACAAAUGGCACUCUAAGAAAGUUUGAGAGCCCCAUGCUGAGAACCAUUUCUGUGCAGUGAAGAUGUUUCCAGAAGCUACUUACCUACAUGUGAAUGUGCCAUUUUCUUUCCUUUUGUAGAGAAAAUCCCCUUCACUUUUUGGAACAGUAAUGACAGCUUCUAGUACAGCCAUUUACAGUUUCAUAUGAGAAAAAUUAAGAAUAACUAUUAAAUUGUUAAAAUAGCCAACAAUGGAUAAUGAUGGCCAGAAGAUUUAACACAUAAAGUAAUUCUCAGUGUAAAGCUAUUCAGCUCUUCCAGGUAGAAUGCCCUGGAACCCACCCAUCCUGACCUUCCACAUCGUCUUCAAAACGCAGUUUCCCUGUUCCCCGUGAUUCUCCUAUAAGGUAACUCUCUAGUCCUCCAUUUAGCACAUAUUAAAUCCUCCAAAGAAUAAGUAUCAUGUGAUUAUUUUAGUUUUACAAAAAAAAGGUGAAUGGCAUUUUAUUUUCAUGGCCUAUAAGCAGGUACAUUAGUAGGGCAGUGACAGGAAAAACAAAUUAGACCAAAAAAAAAAAAAAAAUCCUCUACAAAUCCAAGGCAGGAAAAGUGGUGGCAGAGUGACUCAUUCUCCUGUCCCUCCCAUCAAGUCAAAUCGGGAGGCUGUAGUGAAUGCUUGUUCUUUGAAUGUGUGGCAAUUGUUCCUGUAACUCUUUAAAACGUGGCUAUAGGCUAUUUAGCACAGUAUACAUUAAAGAUACAGUUAUGUAAACCAGCACAGUAAUUUUAUAGUGCUUCGUCCAUUUAUCAUGCUUUGGUUUGCUAAUUUUUUCACGUACCUUUUUAUAUCAGUCUGUUGCUUUUGUACACAUCUCUCAUAUUGGGGUUUGACAAGUAGACACAACCUGCUAUUUCAGUAGAAAAAAUGAUUGUUACAAAUAUUAAACCCAAUAAAUAGUAUAAAGGUAAA
Messenger RNA from Piliocolobus tephrosceles (Ugandan red Colobus), 10123 nucleotides. It is a transcript of the gene ADAM12, whose product is annotated as ADAM metallopeptidase domain 12. The coding region runs from base 348 to 2963 and encodes 871 amino acids. Gene Ontology annotation, molecular function: metalloendopeptidase activity. The record is from RefSeq and is a predicted model, not a curated record. Gene Ontology annotation, biological process: proteolysis. NCBI's taxonomy places the organism in Eukaryota, Metazoa, Chordata, Mammalia, Primates, Cercopithecidae. The transcript has 22 exons.